AUGCGAACUUCUCAAGUAGACGACGAUGACUCGGUCACUGCAGAUCGCCGAUCGACUGUUUCCAUGUCGAGUCUUCCUCCUACCUCUCUGGGGGUCAUUCCAGAGGACGCGGGAGGGCUUGGAGAGACUGGGGGUACAGGGACGGGAGCCGGUCUCCCGCUGCCGUCUUGCUGUUCCGAUGGAGCUGCCAGGGUUGCUUCACAAGGAGGCGAGGAACCCCUAGGGACCUUCCACAUGUGGAAGCGAUUAAUUCUGAAGACAUUGUCAGGAGGUCAAACCCCCCCCCAAGCCCCUGACAGGCGCUCCUCUUCUGUGACCCAGUUGGCGACGCCUCCGGGAAAGACUUCUAGCGUAAUCAGCUCAGGCUCACCAGAUGUGAACAACCUGUGGAGCCGGCAGUCAGGACGGUCUUCGUUCUCUCAUCCAGAGUCUGUGUCUAGUAACUUAGGCCGGUGCUUUGACAUCUCUACUACUCAUUACAACCGAAAACAUGCGGAGGCGGAAGAAAAGGAACGGAUCCUCUCAUGCUUGGCACUAGCAUUGCCUCCCAUGCGCAUGGUCAAGAUGUUCGGCCUCACAGUAAACAAGACGUAUUAUGCCAGCGAGAUAGGCUGGACGACGAUCAUGCCGUUCGUUCUGUUCUCGGCAAUCCUGGGCGGCGUCGAGUGGCCAAAGUUUGCGCUCAUCACCCUCGUUGAGUCCAUCUCUGUUGUGAUCGCCGUUUCUUUUCUACCAACAACAUUAAGUCCCUGCAGCAGAGUCCCCCUACAAGUAAUCAACUUCGUCGCGAUGAUUAUCGCCAAUUUCACGGUGCGGCGCCUGGAGAUAUACAGACGACUGCGAUACCUGGAAUAUCGAUUUGCGGCUGGGCAACUCCGAUGCUUCGAGGACGAGGCGGCACGAUUCAUCAAGGCGACACCGGUGGAAGACGCCUUCUACUGCAUCAAAGAAUCAGAGAUCAAGUUGUCUUUUUUCGACGAGCAUGCUGCAACGGAUCCAUACCUCUUCUAUCGGGAGGACAGACCUUCCCCGUUACCCGCCGAGCCUGACGCCGAUCAGGGGGUUGUCGGAGAGAGCCGACCUAGUGGGGCCGAAGGAGCUGCAACUCUGGGAGAAUAUAAUCUAUCGAUAUCCGAAUCUGGUGGUGAAAAUGCAGAAAACAUAGCAUCAAUAAAAAGGAGGCAGAAGAAUAGAGGAACAUCAGACCGGACCCCCGAAGCUGCAGGUGAUAGCAUGCCAAUUCCCGAACCAGUGCUCUUCCAGAGAGAGGCGUCUCCUGUACCCGUCAAGUCGAACAAACGGAGGCGCCAUUCCACUGAUGCACGACGCAUGCAAGGAGAAAACAGAAAUGAAGAUUAUGACAAGUUUGGGGAUGCGCUCGCAUGUGCAUUUGGAAUUACGGGAUCUCAACUGCGAGCAAAAACGCGUCUAGGCAGGAUUAACCAGUCGCGACCAAGAAAGAUAAGUUUCUCUUCGCUCGGAGCGGCAAAUCUACCAACUGAAGAAAAACACAAGGACGAACAUCUCUCCGUUGCCACCAUCGAAACCAUUGACGAUCGCCUCCUUGGCUUGGUUGCGCGUGUUGGAGAAGACUGGGACUUGAAUAUGUUUGAGCUGUGCGAGCAAUCCAACAGAAUGACAUUGAUGGCAACAGGAUUUCGCCUACAGCAGUACAGGCACAACCCCUACCACAAUGAACAGCAUGGCGCAGCGGUGGCGCACAUGAUGGUUUUCCUUCUUCGUGCUUGCCACGUUUGGACCAUGUUCAAGCCUCUGCACCAGACAGCCAUCAUUGUCGCGGCUCUUGUGCACGACGUCGGACACUUCGGCAUGAACAAUAAUUACGUGGUGAACAGCGGGCAUCCUCUUGCGAUCACCUACAAUGACCGAUCUGUCUUGGAAAACUUCCAUUCCGCUCUGGCGUUCCGAAUAAUGACCAUGCACGGCACUGAAGUAUUCGACGUUGCGGAAACAUUUUCGUCGGAGGACAAGCGCGAUUUCCGGAAAUACAUUAUCGAACUCGUCUUGGAGACCGACAUUUUCUUUCACUAUAAGUUCAUUGGCCGGUUCCGUCUACGGCGACCGAUGUCGUCAUUUUUCAAGCUCUUGGGAGAAAGAGGCACCCAUUCAACCAACGACCAGAAUAAUGCCCCUCCCUUGAGUUUCCCGACGAAAACCCGAACUGAUCUCGACGAGGCGUCCGAGGAAGAUAUCAAGGACCUCAAUCUACUGGCCAAGGCUUGCAUCCGAGGUGCCGAUGUAGGGUGA
This is a messenger RNA of Neospora caninum, 2268 nucleotides long. Its product is annotated as putative 3'5'-cyclic nucleotide phosphodiesterase. NCBI's taxonomy places the organism in Eukaryota, Apicomplexa, Conoidasida, Eucoccidiorida, Sarcocystidae. The transcript is spliced from 12 exons. The record is from RefSeq and is a predicted model, not a curated record. Gene Ontology annotation, molecular function: 3',5'-cyclic-nucleotide phosphodiesterase activity. Bases 1 to 2268 code for a protein of 755 amino acids. Gene Ontology annotation, biological process: signal transduction.